Molecule: messenger RNA, 1370 nt
Organism: Neocloeon triangulifer
Lineage: Eukaryota; Metazoa; Arthropoda; Insecta; Ephemeroptera; Baetidae
Exons: 6
Coding region: 123-1235 (370 amino acids)
Source: RefSeq, a predicted model, not a curated record
AAAAAGAGCUGAUCGCCAAACGCACGCUCUUCCAACAGCAAGCCCAAUUAUUAGUGCAGGAUAUCGCCUUGUCGCGGACGCACUAAUUUAAGUAGCGGGCGGCGGCAAACAUCUUUGUGGCGAUGUCAACGGAUGCCCUGGACGAGAACGUCACUGGUGCAUCUUCUGCCGCUGCUGCAUCCGAGCAACAGGAAGAAAGAGGCGAGGGUGGGGCCAACAAUCGGCCUAAUAACAGCGGCGAAAAGUCGGCGAGGAAGAAGAGCGGCAUGACAUCAGCAGUCAAGGCCGGAAGGAGCCUCUCCACCUCAAAGCAGUCGGCUGCGGCAGCGGCGGCGGCCGCUUUCGGGGACAGCAGCGGCGAGGAGGAGGGCUCGGACUUGGAGCUGUCGGACACGGAGCGGCACUUCCUGACCAAAGGCGCUUUUCUGCUCACCCCGAGCAACGAGUUGACGCUCGAGAAGGCCGAGGCCAUUGUCGACAAGAUGAACUUCCGCGCGCCCUUCUCGCUGACCAAAACGGCCACCGGCAUUCUCUUCAAAUUCGCCGAACCAGACGACUGCGCCGCUGUUUACAAGAAGGGUUUCCACAAGGUGACUGGUGCACGAUUUUACAAGAAAAUUGUGAUUCCAUGUCGGCCGAUGCGGACCUAUGUCGUUUAUGCACUGGACGUCCCAGACAGCAUCCCAGUGGAAGACAUUCGCCAUGCUCUCUUCAAGCUCCAGUCAGUUGUUGAGGUGAGCCGCGUGGUCUCCUCCACACACUCCACCUCAGCACCGACCCUCGGCUCGUCGUCGACGUCUCUUUCCACCCCCGUUGGAGGCGUGGGGGCGGCUUCAAGUGCGGACAAGAGUGGCCCGUCGACGCCGCUAAUUCAAGUGUCCGCAGCCGCGACCGCCACCAACAACGCUGUGGCCGGCUACUGUCCGCUGGUGCGCAUCACUCUCGGCUCGCAGGAGGAGGCAAACGCGUUGCUGCAAAACGGCCUUGAUUUUUUCGGCGCCACUUUCUUCCCGACCGAAGCUGCUCGGCCCAUGAAAAAGACGUCGGUCUGUGGCAAAGCUGGAGUCAGCGGUGGAUUCUAUCCUGGCUCGGUGUUGUCCGAAACCUUCGGCGCCUUCGGAAGCAACAACGGAAUGAUGGGCACGCGGAUCAGAGAGCUGGUGCCCGUUUUUGACGCCUCCGGAUUUGCCAAAAUCGCAGCACCAGCCGAGAGGACGGUCAAACCACGAAAUUAAACCUAAAAGCAUUAAAUUUGUUUUCUUUUCGAAUUAAUUAUCAAAUCUUUUAGUAACCAGAUUUCUCGCUUUUGGUGCAAACCAAAUCUUCCAGCAUUUCUCUGUAUGAAAAUUUUAAAAUAAAACUUCUAUUUC